UUGUAGGAGAAUCGGUUUCUUCGGACUCUGUGUGAAGCUGCACUUUGGGCGAAGGAAAUGGCGCCCGUCGUCACCAUGGUCAGGUGCAGAAGGGUUUACGGUUGCCAACCAGUCAAGUACCCUCGAAGUUGAUACGUAGGAUAUGUAACUGCCUCUCACUUACCGGGCUCAGCGGGCACAGAAAUAUGUUUUUAAGUGCAAAGAAACCCAGUUUGUGUCGGAUGUUGAAGACAUAACCGGAACACCGGACGCUGACAUUUGGGAACGUUGCUGCUGCUGUAGACCCCUCGCUGAGGAAUGGGCAAAGAGCUGAAACAAAGCAGGGCAGAGACAUUUGUACUGGCUGGAUCAAAUGGUCACAAUGGCCAACAAUGGCAGACUGGUCUGAGUAACUUCGAUCAUCUUCCCGACACUGACCACACGUCGAGGAUGUCCCGUGUUGCUUCGGACGUGAGGCACAAGUGUGCGGCCUAUGUGCUCGCUCUGAGGCCGUGGAGCUUCAGUGCCUCGCUCACACCGGUGGCCCUCGGCAGUGCCCUGGCGUACAAGCUGGAGGGCUCUGUGGAUUUGGUCAUCCUGAUGGUGUGCGCGGUUACCGUCCUCGUCGUCCACGGGGCAGGCAACCUCGUAAACACCUACUAUGACUUCUCCAAAGGGAUUGACCACAAGAAGAGUGACGAUAGGACUCUUGUGGAUGAGAUCUUGGCACCGCAGGAUGUUGUUAUGUUCGGAGCGUUGUUAUAUUCUUUGGGGUGCAUGUGUGUCACUCUGCUCUAUUUCCUGUCUACUCUUAGACUGGAGCAUUUAGCCCUUAUUUACUUUGGGGGACUGUCCAGCUCUUUUUUAUACACGGGAGGCAUCGGCCUCAAGUACGUGGCCCUGGGAGACGUGGUAAUCCUCAUCACCUUUGGCCCGCUAGCGGUCAUGUUUUCCCAUGCGGUGCAGGUGGGCUACCUGUCAGUGCUGCCACUGGUGUACGCCAUCCCGCUGGCCCUCAACACGGAAGCCAUCCUCCACAGCAACAACACCAGAGACAUGGACUCUGACAAGCAGGCGGGCAUCGUCACCCUGGCAAUCCUCGUCGGCCCCACGCUGUCCUACGUCCUCUACAACCUCCUUCUUUUCGUCCCCUACGUGCUCUUCUGCAUCCUCGCCACCCGUUACACCAUCAGCAUGGCGUUGCCCCUGCUCACGCUGCCCAUGGCCUUCCCACUGGAGAAGCAGUUCCGCAGCCGAUGCUACGCCAAGAUCCCCCAGAAGACGGCCAAGCUCAACCUCCUAAUGGGACUUUUCUACGUGUUCGGGAUAAUCCUGGCACCUCCUGGCAGCUUGCCGUCACUAUGAUUAAUUAGCUUUGAUAUUUCAUUUUUUUUAUUUAAUGCAGACUAGUUUAUGUACCUCUUUGUAUUUGUACAAAGCUAUCCGAUGGCUUUCACCGGUUUUAAUUUAUUGUCAUAUUUAUAUGUUGAACAGAGAUUUAGUUUAGGUCCUCCUCUGUGACACUGAAGGCAUAAUCGGAUGUAUUUCUUUCAGUGUUAGGCCUGCUGUAAUGUGUUGGUAAAAAUAAUGGCGUCAUUUUGUAAAGCUAGGCAACAUUGGCAUCAUCUAAGGACAAACCAUAAACCUCAAGUUGCCAUAUUUAUUGUUCUCCAAGACAUAACACACUUUGAUACCUAAAGACAUCAAUAAACCAUUAUUUUUGAUUUUCUCAACUGCUGCUUUAAUAUGCGUCAAAUGUUCCUUGUGUUUUUUCUUCUUCUUUGGAAAGCCAAAUAGUAUUUUGUUGGAUUGUAAUAAAACUCACUGAUGCUGAUUUCCCAUG
Molecule: messenger RNA, 1822 nt
Organism: Cottoperca gobio
Lineage: Eukaryota; Metazoa; Chordata; Actinopteri; Perciformes; Bovichtidae
Gene: ubiad1
Product: UbiA prenyltransferase domain containing 1
Exons: 3
Coding region: 298-1344 (348 amino acids)
Biological process (GO): vitamin K biosynthetic process; menaquinone biosynthetic process
Cellular component (GO): endoplasmic reticulum; Golgi membrane
Molecular function (GO): prenyltransferase activity
Source: RefSeq, a predicted model, not a curated record